Messenger RNA from Staurois parvus, 573 nucleotides. NCBI's taxonomy places the organism in Eukaryota, Metazoa, Chordata, Amphibia, Anura, Ranidae. The record is from the annotation of a GenBank genome assembly.
UUUUUGCCUGGACACCCUCAGCUGACCGAGAGAGUAAGAAAGCGCCUGUACUAUGGCUGGGAAGCCGAGUGCCCCAUGGAGAACCUGUCCAGCCCUGUGGCCGACAUCGCGGUGGAGUUGCUACAGAAAGCUGCUCCCAGCCCCAUUCGUCGCCUGCAGAAGAAGUAUGCCGUUCAUGUAUCUAGGGAAGCUUGUAUCUCCCCCUGCUCCAUGAUGCUGGCUUUGGUGUACAUAGAAAGACUUCGCCACAGGAACCCGGAGUAUUUGCAGCAAAUUUCGUCAUCCGAUCUGUUUCUCAUAUCCAUGAUGGUUGCCAGUAAGUAUCUGUACGACGAAGGUGAGGAGGAAGAGGUUUUUAAUGACGAGUGGGCAGCCGCCGGGAAACUGGACGUCCAGAUGGUGAACACUUUGGAGAUGAAUUUCCUCCGGGCGAUCGACUGGGGACUGUACACACAUCCGGGGGAAUUCUUUGAAGUGCUCCGAUGGCUGGAGGGCAGGGUUGCAGAGCAGCAAGGUAUGAAGCGUGGCUGGUUCACUUACACAGACCUCUUGGUGCUCCUGGAACAGGACCUG